AUGGAGCUGUCUGCAGUGGGCGAGCGGGUCUUCGCGGCCGAAUCUAUCAUCAAACGGCGGAUCCGAAAGGGACGCAUCGAGUACCUGGUGAAAUGGAAGGGGUGGGCCAUCAAGUACAGCACUUGGGAGCCCGAAGAGAACAUCCUGGACUCGCGACUCAUUGCAGCCUUCGAACAGAAGGAGCGGGAGCGUGAGCUGUAUGGGCCCAAGAAGAGGGGACCCAAACCCAAAACUUUCCUCCUGAAGGCGCGGGCCCAGGCCGAGGCCCUCCGCAUCAGCGAUGUGCAUUUCUCCGUCAAGCCGAGCGCCAGCGCCUCCUCGCCCAAGCUGCAUUCCAGCGCUGCGGUGCACCGGCUCAAGAAGGACAUCCGCCGCUGCCACCGCAUGUCCCGCCGCCCCCUGCCCCGCCCAGACCCCCAGGGGGGCAGCCCCGGCCUUCGCCCGCCCAUUUCCCCCUUCUCCGAGACCGUGCGCAUCAUCAAUCGCAAGGUCAAGCCGCGGGAGCCCAAGCGGAACCGCAUUAUCCUCAACCUGAAGGUGAUCGACAAAGGCCCGGGCGCAGGUGGCGCCGGGCAGGGGGCCGGGGCCCUGGCCCGCCCCAAAGUCCCGUCCCGGAACCGCGUUAUCGGCAAGAGCAAGAAGUUCAGCGAGAGCAUCCUGCGCACGCAGGUCCGCCACAUGAAGUUCGGCACGUUCGCGCUGUACAACAAGCCCCCGCCCGGCCCUCUGCAGCCCCCGCCUGCCGGCAAGACCGACAUCGCCGCCUCCCCCGGCCAGGGGCUGCUCCUGGCGCCCCCCAGUGCUCCCUACGACGCCCGCAGCUCCAGCUCCUCCGGCUGCCCUUCGCCCGCCCCGCACUCCUCCGAGCCGGAGGACGCGCCCCCCAAGCUGCUCCCGGAGACCACGAGCCCAUCGGCCCCCGACUGGCGGGAGCCCGAGGUGCUUGACCUGUCCCUCCCGCCCGAGGCGGCGGCCACCAGCAAGCGGGCGCCUCCCGAGGUUCCAGCAGCUGCCAGCCAGGCCCUUCCCGCCGCCCCUGAGCCGGCCGGCGCCGCCUCCGAGCCCGAGGCGGGGGACUGGCGCCCUGAGAUGUCACCCUGCUCCAACGUGGUCGUCACCGACGUCACCAGCAACCUCCUCACGGUCACUAUCAAGGAAUUCUGCAACCCAGAGGAUUUCGAGAAGGUGGCUGCUGGGGUAGCAGGCGCCGCAGCAGGGGGUGGCAGCAGCGGGGCGAGCAAGUAA
Molecule: messenger RNA, 1245 nt
Organism: Rangifer tarandus platyrhynchus (Svalbard reindeer)
Lineage: Eukaryota; Metazoa; Chordata; Mammalia; Artiodactyla; Cervidae
Source: the annotation of a GenBank genome assembly